CGUUCCGUGGCUUGGCGCUGACCGCUGUUGUGCGGCCAAACCUCCGUGGCCGCUAUCUGCUGGCUCAUACUUGGCUAGUAUGUGAGCCAGCUGCGGACCUGCUUGGGAUCUGAUUUGUGCAUGCAGAGAGACUUCCGGAAUGCCGAAUUGGUCUGUUUGGACGUACAUCGCUCGUACACCCAUGCACUCCCGGACAAAAAAUUGGAGCCGAGCAUCCGCAAGAUCAACCAGGUGGACUGAUCGAGGAAAUAACUUGCCAAGUGGGAUCCGGUCCCGGAAAUUCCAUACGACUGCUCAAUGAAUUGAUAGCUCGAGGAAGUAUUAGUCGAUCUCGGGACCAAUCGGCUGUACUUAGGUAACCUGACGCCAUACGGGAACGAGGAGGAACUGGUCGAGCUGUUUCCGCCGUACGACGAGAUCACCGAGGUCUUCAUGAACAUGAAAAAGGACUACGCGUUCGUGAGCGUCGACUUCUUCUAGAACGCCGAGAAGGUCAAGCGCAAGAACUGCAUCUUGAAGAUUCGUUUUGCGCCGAACGCGACCGCCCUGCGCGUCUCCAACCUGGGUCCGUUCGACACUAACGAGCUGCUGUACCGCGUGUUCGAUGUGUUUGGUCCGGAAAAUCCACCAGCGAUAGCAUCGUCGGGUUCAAGAACAGGCCGAGCGCUACGGCCGCAUUGAAGUACUGCAGUGAAAAGUAUUUCGUCCUGAACUCUUCGCUGCGUCUGUGCUUCGGCGAAUCGUACACGUACUAGGACAACAACGCCGACGGCCGUUAGGAGAAGCUGAUUAACAAAAAGGAAUCCGGAGUUCUUAAAGUCCCGCCAGCAGGGCCUGCGCUUCGCCGACGUGGGCUCGCUCGAUCACGAGUACGGCCAGCGCUGAAAACACAUGCACGAGCUGUACAAGCAAAAGGUCGAGGCACUAAAACGCGACAUGGUCAUGGAGGAGGAGAAGCUUGAGGCGCAGAUGGAGUUUGCCCGUCACGAGCACGAGAUCGAGCAGCUGCGUGAAGAACUCCGCAUGCGGGAACAGGACAAGGCCCGCAAAAAGGCCGACUGGGAGCUGAAGGAACACUUCGUCAUCGAAUCCCGCGAGCGACUUCAGCAGCAAGUGUCCGACCAGCGCAUGGGCUUUCAAGGCAACAAUAACUUCAAUAACCGUAACAAAUUCUUCGAUAUGAUGAACCAGGGAGGUGGUGGUGGCGGUGGAAACCGUAACAACAGUUUCGGAUGGGAGGUUCGCAACUACGGCCACGGAGGACGAAACGAAAUGGACCAGCAGCAGGAUCAACAGCAACAACAGCAGCAGCAGCAGCAGUUUCAAGAAGGUCUGCCCGACAAGGACCGGGACAGGAACAGGGUCCUGGAGGUCCAUGCGGUGAAGGUGGCAUGGUAGACGGUGAUAACAUUGGACGUAAACCGCACAGG
Molecule: messenger RNA, 1430 nt
Organism: Culex quinquefasciatus (southern house mosquito)
Lineage: Eukaryota; Metazoa; Arthropoda; Insecta; Diptera; Culicidae
Product: hrp65 protein
Exons: 2
Coding region: 892-1398 (168 amino acids)
Source: RefSeq, a predicted model, not a curated record